AGGGAGGUCUUGCUGACGGCGCUGCUGUCGUUGGUGCUCUGCACUGCCCCGGCCCGACGCUCGCGGCUCCGCGGGCCCAUGGUUAAGGAAGUCAGGAGCGACAGUGUACGUCACUUCCCGGAAGAGCGCACCUCGCCAAUCAGGAUUGAGGAGGGUGCCGCUGGUGCUGACAUUCGGCUGUGAUUGACAUUUCUUUGAUUCUCUGGGACUGCGGUUUCGCGGCAAGACUGACGGCUGCGGCUUAUUGUGGACACGUGGACUGUGUCAGGGAAGCGCGGGUUAUCACUUUUCUACAAGCCUUCCUGUCUGAAGUGAAAAUUUAAGCUGUCAUAAGUUGACUCAACUGUUGACAAAAAUCUUUAAGAGGUGAAGCUGAGCCCAGAACUAUGUAUACUGUUUAUCUUAUCAAAAUGGGUGGAAGUGAAGCAAUCUGAAGGAAAUUCAAGACCACAGAACUUACUGACUGAACCACAUUGCAUUGUUCAUGCCAAGAAUAAGUGUUUGGAGAAAGACCUUGCUAUUCUGCUAAAUCAUGAUGGAGGCGGAAGAACAACAGCCAUGGAAGACAACCUUUUACUCAAAGUUACCUAAAGUGGAACUUCAUGCCCACUUGAAUGGAUCCAUUAGUUCCAAUACCAUAAAGAAAUUAAUAGCCAAGAAGCCAGGUCUUAAAAUCCACUAUCAGAUGACUAUGAUUGACAAGGGAAAGAAAAGAACUUUAGAAGAAUGUUUCCAGAUGUUUCAAAUUAUUCAUCAGCUUACUACUGGCCCUGAAGAUAUUCUAAUGGUCACGAAAGAUGUCAUUAAAGAAUUUGCAGACGAUGGUGUCAAGUACCUGGAACUAAGGAGCACGCCCAGAGAAAAUGCUACAGGAAUGACUAAAAAGACUUAUGUGGAAUCUGUACUUGAGGGUAUAAAACAGUCCAAACAAGAAAACAUAGACAUUGAUGUUAGGUAUUUGAUAUCAGUCGACAGAAGAGGUGGCCCUUCAGUAGCCAAGGAGACUGUUAAACUUGCUGAAGAGUUCUUCCUUUCUACUGAGGAUACAGUUCUUGGCCUUGACCUCAGUGGAGACCCUACUGUAGGACAAGCAAAAGACUUCUUGGAACCUCUUUUAGAAGCUAAAAAAUCAGGUCUGAAGUUGGCAUUGCAUCUUUCAGAGAUUCCAAACCAAAAAAAAGAAACACAAGUGCUCCUGGACCUGCUUCCUGACCGAAUCGGACAUGGCACAUUUCUCAACUCCUUGGAGGGAGGAUCCCUGGAUCUGGUGGACUUUGUGAGGCAACACCAGAUACCGCUCGAACUCUGUUUGACCUCGAACGUCAAAAGUCAGACAGUUCCAUCUUACAACCAGCAUCAUUUUGGAUUCUGGUACAGCAUUGUCCAUCCUGCCGUGAUCUGUACCGAUGAUAAGGGUGUUUUUGCAACACACCUUUCUCAAGAGUACCAGCUGGCAGCUGAAACAUUUCAUUUGACCCAGUCUCAGGUGUGGGAUCUGUCUUAUGAAUCCAUCAGCUACAUCUUUGCUUCUGAGAGCACCAAGUCUGAUCUGAGGAAGAAGUGGAAUCAUCUGAAGCCAAAAGUGUUCCAUUUUUAAGCUGUAAUGAGGUGAACUACUUUCGAGUAUGUAUUACAACCUAGAUCUCCCUGCUGUGUCCCACUUAGUAAGCUGUCCACUGCUUCCUCCGUGGAAGCAUAGCAGCCAAGUGCCGUGGGCUCCAACACUAGCACCUUACUCAUGGCAGAUGCCCAGUAAGUCUCUCUUAAACUGACUGGGAGGCUCUGAGGUCAUCCAUGGCUUUACCUCCAUGCUGCUUACAGGAAGGGACUUGAAAGUUGCUGCUCACUGAACUCCCCAUUCCAGCAGUGAUUUUGACUUAACAGUCCUUCAUUAGUGAUCAUGAGACUUCAAGAAAAUCAAAGUAGGUUCUCAUCAGGAAAAGUUUUGGAAUUACUAGUCUAAAUAAGGUGCAGAGAGAAGGAAAAACAGAUUGUCGCCAAAACCUUUAA
This is a messenger RNA of Kogia breviceps (pygmy sperm whale), 2010 nucleotides long. NCBI's taxonomy places the organism in Eukaryota, Metazoa, Chordata, Mammalia, Artiodactyla, Physeteridae. The record is from RefSeq and is a predicted model, not a curated record.